AGAGCGGCUCGGUUAACGCGAGGGACGGGACUCACCAAACACCCGGAUAUAAACCGGCUCGCGUCUGGACUUAACGGGAUUCAGCCAAGACUUUAAGGAUGCCAAACUGGGGCGGAGGAAACAAGUGUGCCUCCUGCAGGGGGACAGUGUACCAUGCGGAGGAGGUCCAGUGCGAUGGCCUCAGCUUCCACAAGUGCUGCUUCCUCUGCUUGGUUUGCAGAAAAGGCCUGGACAGUACAACAUUGGCGAUACAUGACCAGGAAAUCUACUGCAAAUCCUGCUACGGCAAGAAGUAUGGUCCAAAAGGCUACGGCUACGGUCAGGGCGCCGGGACACUCAACAUGGACAGAGGAGAGAGACUGGGCAUCAAGCAGCCUCAGACCCAGUCUCACAGACCGACCACAAACCCAAACCCGUCAAAAUUUGCUCAGAAAUUUGGAGGAUCAGAGAAAUGCUCUCGAUGUGGAGACUCUGUGUAUGCAGCAGAGAGGAUUAUGGGAGCAGGGAAGCCGUGGCAUAAGAACUGUUUCCGUUGUGCAAAGUGUGGGAAGAGCCUGGAGUCGACCACACAGACGGAGAAGGAGGGAGAGAUCUACUGCAAAGCCUGUUAUGCCAAGAACUUCGGCCCUAAAGGCUUCGGAUAUGGCCAAGGUGCUGGUGCGCUGGUCCACGCUCAGUAAUCCAACCUCCAUCACAUUCAAUAGAAAGAAAAAUAUAUAUAUUUUAUGUACAUUCCAAUCAAACAUGGAGUCUCUAAUGGUAAAAGUCCUGUAUUGUGCUAUAGAACUACUUUUCGUUGUUGUUUUGUUACAUCUAUGCAGUGGUGGUUUUGUUACUGAAAAGUGCGGAUGACAGAUUAUACUCAUUUCUCUACUACAACAUAGUUAAUAUCAUUAGAUUUAAGACUUUACUAACACUGUUCCUAUUUUUUAAUAAAGGGACAUAUUACUAAUUCUGACUAUAACAAGUCAGAAUUAGAGAUAUGCUAAUUUGUCAAAUGCACUUUAAAUAAAAGUACUGAAGUACCCAUUUAAAAAGUAUUAAGAUGUGUGUUCAACUGAACUCAAUUGAUCAGUUUACCCUCAGCCACUCCAGUAGGCCUGAAACUAUAAAAAAUACUUUUACUUUUCAGUCCACUUUCCACCACUGCAUCUGUGCCCAAGUGAGUAAUCAUAUAUGCUGAUUUUUAAACAUAUAAAUGAUUAUUUCAGUGCAUUAUCUUGACGUUAAAGCAUCUAUGUGUUAGCAUCAUUUUGCUAAUAACUGUGCUGCAGAUAAUCAAGCUACACUCUCAUUUCUUACCAACAAAUAAUAUCAGACACAUAACGCAAGCAUUGAUAACAAAAGAACCAGCUAAAGGCAUAUUAUAAAGACUCCACCAGGACAAGAUACAAGUCAGGUCAGUGGAGAGGAAACCCUGCACACAGAAAAUAUGCAUGUUUUUCAGGGUAUUAUUUAAGCAAUGAAAACACCUGUACAAGAAUUUAUGUUUUGUAUUAUGCAAAAUCUGAAUUUUGAAGCUCUCUAUCAUGUUUUAAGAUUGUUCCCUCAUCAAAAACAUGCUUGAAGAGGUUUUAUGUCAUCUAUGCAUGUUUGCGUGGUCUUGCGAACUCUCCUGGACCCUAUACAGUAUGAUCCUGUAAAAAUCUCAGCCCAUGACACACGACAAUUCUCCAUAAAUAUACAAAAGCAUGAUACAAAACAGUACACUACAACUUUACAAACCUGAUGCAGGGAAACGUUCCUUAUUUUGGAACAUUCCUGGCAAAGCAAUAACAUAGUCCUUUAAAAAUAGGCUAGAAUGGGAUUUAAAAAAAAAAAAAAAUCAUAUGUAAUGUAUGUUGACCAACAGUUUUUGAUGAACUUGUGUAUACUGAAUGUUGUGGUAAGAAUAAACCAGUCCAGACA
Messenger RNA from Periophthalmus magnuspinnatus, 1908 nucleotides. It is a transcript of the gene csrp2, whose product is annotated as cysteine and glycine-rich protein 2. NCBI's taxonomy places the organism in Eukaryota, Metazoa, Chordata, Actinopteri, Gobiiformes, Gobiidae. The transcript is spliced from 6 exons. Gene Ontology annotation, cellular component: cytoplasm; Z disc; nucleus. Gene Ontology annotation, molecular function: structural constituent of muscle; actinin binding. The coding region runs from base 99 to 680 and encodes 193 amino acids. Gene Ontology annotation, biological process: sarcomere organization; muscle tissue development. The record is from RefSeq and is a predicted model, not a curated record.